This is a messenger RNA of Dromaius novaehollandiae (emu), 2227 nucleotides long. It is a transcript of the gene POLH, whose product is annotated as DNA polymerase eta. The record is from RefSeq and is a predicted model, not a curated record. Gene Ontology annotation, molecular function: damaged DNA binding; DNA-directed DNA polymerase activity. Gene Ontology annotation, cellular component: nucleus; replication fork; site of double-strand break. Gene Ontology annotation, biological process: response to radiation; error-prone translesion synthesis. NCBI's taxonomy places the organism in Eukaryota, Metazoa, Chordata, Aves, Casuariiformes, Dromaiidae. The transcript is spliced from 10 exons. Bases 47 to 2110 code for a protein of 687 amino acids.
CCCCCCCCCACCGUUAGCCGGCCGUCGGGGCGGUUGGGCCGUUAGGAUGUCGCGCGGGCGGGAGCGCGUGGUGGCCCUGGUGGACAUGGACUGCUUCUUCAUGCAGGUGGAGCAGCGCCUUGACCCGCAGCUGCGCGGCCGCCCCUGCGCCGUGGUGCAGUACAACAAGUGGCAGGGCGGCGGGAUCAUCGCCGUGAGCUACGAGGCGCGCGCCUUCGGCGUGGCCCGCGGCAUGUGGGCGACGGAGGCGCGGGCGCUGUGCCCUGAGCUGGCGCUGGCGCGGGUGCCCGAGGCGCGGGGCAAGGCGGACCUCACCCGGUACCGGGAGGCCAGCGCGGAGGUGAUGGAGGUGCUGUCGCGCUUCGCCACCAUCGAGCGGGCCAGCAUCGACGAGGCGUACCUGGACCUGACGGGCUGCGCACGGGAGCGGCUGCGGGCGCUGCGGGGGCAGCCUCUGGGCGCCGCGCUGCUGCCCACCACCUUCGUGCAGGGGCUGCCGGCCGGCCCCGACCAUGGCCCCAGCGGGAAGGAGGAGCUGCGGGAGUGUGGUGUGCACGAGUGGCUGGCAUCACUGUCUUUCAGUGAUCCCGAUUGUCCAGACCUGCAGCUGACCAUGGGAGCAGUAAUUGUGGAGGAAAUGAGGGCAGCUGUAGAAGCAGCCACCGGAUUCAGGUGUUCAGCUGGGAUUUCACACAACAAGGCACUGGCAAAACUGGCCUGUGGGUUGAACAAGCCCAACCGCCAGACACUAGUAUCUUCACAAUCUGUCCCACAGCUCUUCAGCCAGAUGCCUGUUGGCAACAUCCGAAACCUGGGGGGGAAGCUGGGUGCAGCCAUCACAGACAUCCUCGGAGUGGAGUACAUUGGGCAGCUGACACGGUUCAGUGAGACGGAGCUCCAGACUCACUUUGGAGACAAGACAGGGUCCUGGCUCUAUGACCUGUGCAGAGGAAUUGAAGAUGAACCUGUCAAAAACCGGUACUUAACCCAGUCCAUUGGCUGCAGCAAGAACUUCCCUGGAAAGACAGCCCUGGCCACACAGAAAGAGGUGCAACACUGGAUCCUGCAGUUGUCCUUGGAGCUGGAGUCCAGACUGAUCAAGGACAGGAGCCAGAACAACCGAGUGGCCAAGCAGCUGAUGGUGGUUAUCCGCAUGCAGGGAGACAUCCGACUGUCACGCUGUUGUGCUCUGUCCCGCUAUGAUGCCCAGAAGAUGAGCAGCGAUGCCUUUGCCAUCAUCCAAAACUGUAACAUGGCUGGGGCUCACCAGGCGGCCUGGUCUCCACCGCUCAUAUCGGUGCUUCUCUCCGCAAGCAGGUUCUCACAGGCUCCUACACUCCUCUCUGCAGGCAUUGCCACCUUUCUGACCAGUGAUACCCAGUCUGAUGGCACUGCCACCGCCAGUGCAAAGACCACAUCUGCUAGGAGCCCAAGGGUCAAGUUCUUCAGGAGCCCAAGCAAAGAACAUAGACAGAAGCCGGCUAACGCUAUUGAGUCAUUCUUCCAAAAGGCAGUAGAAAGGCAGCAAGCACAGUUGCCCAGCCCGCCAGCUACUACCAGCACAGAGUCACCUGUGCCCAGCUCACCUGGACUCCAGCUCACUUCUGUGCAGUGCGACCUGGAGUCCCCUGUGAAGCACAGUCCCAGAGAGGGGAGCUCUGCCUCUCCUUACAAGAGGCUUUCCUGUGAAGAAUCACUGUCCGAUGUUACACAAACGCCCUCAACCCCCCCAGGCUCCAAAAUCCUUUUGAAAUUAGAGCAAGCUACAGAGGGGAAUGAGCAGAAUUUGCCACCUUCUCCUGAGCUUGCCCUGUUCCCUCAUGCCUCGCCAGGGGACCAGCAGCAGUGUGAGAAGUGUGGCCAACACGUGCUGGCAUGGGAGCUCCCAGAGCACAUGGACUACCACUUUGCUGUGGAGCUGCAAAGCUCCUUCCUGGAGCCUAGCUUCCCGCCGGCUCCAGCAGCAGCUCUUAGCCCUAGAGCUGCAGCUUCCAGGUCUCCUGCCAAGACCAAGAGCAAGCCCAAGACUGAAGCAGGCUCUAGUGCAAAACGACCUAGAGAAAGUGUGACAAGAACUUUAGAUUUUUUCUUUAAACGCUUAUCUCCUUAACUCCCAGCCACGCUGGGAUUUUUAGGUAAUCAGUGUUUUUUAAAUACAGUUGAACGUUUUUAUACUGGCUGUCAGGUUUUAGUGCAGAAAAGUGUAAUAAAUUAUCUCUACCCCAAA